AUGGACAGCCGAGGCGCCUCGAGGCUGCUCGAGGAGCCACGCCCGGCCGGCGACCGCAGACUGUUCCCUGACAACGAUGCAUCGAUAACCCUGACACGACCGCCGACGCCCCAGGCGCGGACGCCUCUGGACAAGCACAGCCUCGAGUAUGUCAUCCGCUCCGGGCUCGCAGGUGGAUUGGCAGGAUGUGCAGCGAAAACCGUUGUCGGCCCUCUUGACCGGGUCAAAAUCCUCUUCCAAGCCUCCAAUCCUCAGUUCGCAAAGUACACGGGCUCCUGGUUCGGUGUGGUGACGGCAAUGCGGGACAUCAAAUCACACGAAGGCUUCCGAGGGUUAUUUCGUGGACAUUCUGCGACCCUCCUGAGGGUCUUCCCAUAUGCCGGGAUCAAGUUCCUCGCCUACGAGCAGAUUCGAGCCGGGGUCAUUCCAGACAAAAUCUACGAAACACCAUUCCGACGAUUUAUAUCUGGGUCGAUGGCAGGCAUCACGUCCGUCUUCUUCACCUACCCUCUCGAGGUCAUCCGCGUGCGGUUGGCUUUCGAAACCAAACGGGACUCACGGUCGUCUCUGACCAGGAUCUGUCGACAAAUCUACCACGAACAGCCUCCGCAACCAGAGAAUCUCGCGGGUCACUCGCCGGUUGCCGCCGCCUCGAGUGCGGCGCAUCGAGCUGUCCCAAAAUCGGGGCUGGUCAACUUCUACCGCGGGUUUUCCCCCACCUUGUUGGGCAUGUUGCCAUAUGCGGGAAUGUCAUUCUUGACGCACGACACGAUAGGCGACAUAUUCAGACAUCCCGUCCUGGCGCCAUACACCGUGUUACGCUCAACCGCGACCGCCGCCGCCCCUCCUCCAGGAGAAGGCCGUUCAAAUACUCAGGUUCACCGGCGAGCCCAACUGACGGCCCCGGCGGAGCUCACCUCGGGCGCCAUCGCAGGCCUCGUCUCUCAAACCUCGUCGUACCCGCUGGAGGUGAUUCGGCGGAGAAUGCAAGUCGGUGGUGCUAUAGGAGAUGGCCAUCGCUUGACUAUUGCCGAAACCGCGCGUCGGAUAUGGCUGGAACGAGGGUGGAGAGGGUUCUUCGUCGGCCUCACCAUUGGCUAUGUGAAGGUCAUACCGAUGGUCGCCACGAGUUUCUAUGUUUACGAACGCAGCAAAUGGCUGUUGGGAAUUGCUUAA
Fonsecaea erecta is the source of this 1176-nucleotide messenger RNA. RefSeq lists its product as hypothetical. Bases 1 to 1176 code for a protein of 391 amino acids. NCBI's taxonomy places the organism in Eukaryota, Fungi, Ascomycota, Eurotiomycetes, Chaetothyriales, Herpotrichiellaceae. The record is from RefSeq and is a predicted model, not a curated record. The transcript has 2 exons. Gene Ontology annotation, biological process: transmembrane transport.